Messenger RNA from Strongylocentrotus purpuratus (purple sea urchin), 1247 nucleotides. Its product is annotated as proline-rich transmembrane protein 1-like. NCBI's taxonomy places the organism in Eukaryota, Metazoa, Echinodermata, Echinoidea, Camarodonta, Strongylocentrotidae. Bases 168 to 662 code for a protein of 164 amino acids. Gene Ontology annotation, cellular component: membrane. The record is from RefSeq and is a predicted model, not a curated record. The transcript has 4 exons.
UGUAUGACGAUAUUAGAUAUGACUAUGGAAGGACUUUGGACUAACAGGAUUUAGAAAUCCAAUCUCUGAAACACUGAUAUUGCAACAAUAGUUACAUACGCAUUGCAUGAGCUGAUCAACAAACACACAGGCUUUUAUUCUUCGGUCGUCACUUUUAAGAACACAAUAUGCCAACUGAAUACGAGCGAUUUACUAAUGGGAACGUAGAGGGCGGGCCUCAGGCUGUGCCUCCUAGUCAUGAGAAGACUGGUGAGGUUCCAAUCAAUGCUCCUCUUGGAUACCCUUUACAACAGCCUGCACAAUAUGGACCACAGCAACCUGGAGUAUAUGUCUAUCAACAACAGGCACCAGGGCAGCAGAUGAUGAUGCAUGCAGCUCCCGGUCCUAUCCCGAAAGACUACUUCGGAUUUGCGCUCUUUGUUACCAUCUGCUGCUGUCUCCCAUUCGGGAUUGUUGGUCUCAUCAAAUCAAGUGAGGUGAAGAAUCGUGCAGCGAUGGGUGAUUACAAUGGCGCUACCCUGUCCUCUGCUGACGCAAGGCGUUGGUCUUGGGCUGGUUGUAUCGUUGGUGGUAUCAGCUGGGGUAUCGGUAUCGUUGUGAUCUGUGUUUACAUAGGGCUCAUUGUGGCUGCUUGUAACGCUGGUAAUUGCGGUGAUUAUUAACCCGCUGGCUACCAUCAUUCCCAUAGGCUUUAUAUAGGGACCACUCGGUUCUAGUGCGGUGAUUAUUAAACGGAAGAAAUCAAAAGCACAGAGCAAGGGUUAAUAAUGCGAUAGGCCAACCAAACCCUACGUGUUCUCAUGUCUAGAGCCCAUGUCGGUCAUAUAAACAGAAUGUAAGAUAAAUACGUGAGUACAUCAUAUGAGAAAUAAUUGAUUAGAUAUACAAAUCAGUUAAUAAAUAAAUGAAUAACUUACUUAAUUUAUUGAUUAAUAAUUAAUUUAAAAAUGUACAUCACAUACCUUUACCACUUAUAAAACAGAGAUAGCUGAUGUACGCGGUGAGUGGAUUUGUUUUUUGCAGCUAACAUUUUUGCCCCCCCCCCCCCUCCCCUCAAGUAGAAUUGUGUGUAUUUUGCCACUGUAUGUACUGUUAAUGCUUGAACCGGGCUCUGCUGGUUACUCAUUAAGUGGAGUCUUAAACCCACUGUUUAUAUUGACACAAUGGCCAGAAUUCACAAAGAAGGUUUGUCGACAAACCUUGGUUUUCGUACGUCAUAAUUAUGACGCGUUUUACGCGUUUAUUAC